This is a messenger RNA of Candida tropicalis MYA-3404, 1044 nucleotides long. It is a transcript of the gene ESA1, whose product is annotated as NuA4 histone acetyltransferase complex catalytic subunit. NCBI's taxonomy places the organism in Eukaryota, Fungi, Ascomycota, Pichiomycetes, Serinales, Debaryomycetaceae. The record is from RefSeq and is a predicted model, not a curated record. The transcript has a single exon. Gene Ontology annotation, biological process: regulation of DNA-templated transcription. Gene Ontology annotation, molecular function: histone acetyltransferase activity. The coding region runs from base 1 to 1044 and encodes 347 amino acids.
AUGACACAAAAUCACCUGGAAGUUGCUCGAGUAAGAAACCUUUCCAGCAUUAUUCUUGGUGAACAUAUAAUAGAGCCAUGGUACUUCUCGCCAUAUCCGAUAGAAUUAACAGAGGAGGACGAAAUUUAUAUAUGUGAUUUUUCGUUGUGCUAUUUUGGAUCCAAGAAACAAUUUGAAAGGUUUAGAUCAAAGUGUACAUUAAAACAUCCUCCAGGAAAUGAAAUUUAUAGAGAUUCCAAGGUUAGCUUUUGGGAAAUUGAUGGACGAAAGCAAAGAACAUGGUGCAGAAAUUUGUGUUUGCUAAGCAAAAUGUUUCUUGAUCAUAAAACAUUAUACUACGAUGUCGAUCCUUUCAUGUUUUAUAUCAUGACAGUAAAAUCCGCUGAAGGUCAUCAUGUAGUGGGGUACUUCUCCAAAGAAAAAGAAAGUGCUGAUGGAUACAAUGUUGCUUGUAUUUUGACAUUACCAUGUUAUCAAAAAAAGGGGUACGGUAAGUUGUUGAUCCAGUUUUCAUAUAUGUUGUCGAGUGUUGAAAAGAAAGUAGGAUCCCCUGAGAAACCAUUAUCCGAUUUGGGGUUGUUAUCAUAUCGUGCGUAUUGGACGGAUACGUUGGUGAAGUUGUUAGUUGAGAGAAACAAUCCAAGUUUAUAUCGUAAGAACAACCCACAGGCUAUACCAGAAGAAGAAGAGAAUGGUAAUGGUUCUGCCGCAUCCACACCAGGACCCGGGACUGCUUCUUCAUCAGGGGUUGGUACCAGACUGGGACUUAAUGCUCAACCAAAUUUUUCCAAUGAAAUCACAAUCGAAGAAAUAUCAUCAAUCACUUGCAUGACGACAACAGACAUUUUGCAUACGUUAACCACUUUGCAAAUAUUACGAUACUACAAAGGUCAGCAUAUUAUUGUGUUAACAGAUCAAAUUAUGGCAAUGUAUGAAAAAUUGGUCAAGAAAGUAAAAGAGAAGAAGAAACACGAAUUGGAUCCAAGGUUAUUAGAAUGGACACCACCACUGUUUACAGCGAAUCAAUUACGUUUUGGAUGGUAG